CCGAACACUUCCUUCCGAAAUACUAAGAGUAACCGAUGUUCCGGUCGUAUUACUUUCUCUUUCAGUUACGGGAAUUGAAUUUGCCUGGUGGCCUGGCUGUUGAACGUACGGCCCAAAGACGCAAGGAGAUAUGCGCAAACCGCCGACUUCAAAGGCCGAAAGUUUUGAAGCGGUUUCUUGCGAAAUAGAAAGGGCAGCGGAAGUUCCAGUCGCAACACUUAUGAUGCCAGUGACCGGAGAUGGACCAUGCCGGUAGGCGGUCUUUGCAGUAUUACUGCGGUAUUGCGGUUCAGCCGGGUCUUCAAAAUGCUCCGGUUCAGAAAACAAGUGAUGGAAAGCAGGACCAGGUUGAGAAAGCUCGAAAACAGUGGGUGAGAUACAUGGCGAGCGACCUCCGAUGCGAUAAUUGUAGAAGGGUUCCAGCGUUAGUAAUUUGAUCCUGAAAGUUUCCACAUCGUAGUACCUGUUAAAACGGAGGAAUUGUCAUCAUCCAAAACAGAGGUGAACUUAAACGCGUGUGUGAAUUUCUGCCAUCUGAGCAAACACUUUGUUGCUAGCGACGCGGUUGGUAAACAAACCACAAGGCAAUCACGAGCACUAAUGUUCCAGCACAGUAAUCUGUUCUUCGCUACCAAGCCGUUUCACAGGAUAAAUGCAGCUGCUCACCUGUCGUCGAAGGUCGAAGAUCGCCGAAGAAAUCGCGCACUCCACAACAAUGUUCAAGUCAGAUUUCAAACUUUGCACUUUUGUCGAAUUAAUCACAACCAAUGCGACUUUUCACAAAACUAUAGAAGAAAAACUACAAAUCGCGAAAGCUGUCGCGCUACGAAUCGCGCUUGCUCCGAGUGUCGACAACUCCUUUUCACUUGUGUUAAGGUGUGUUUUCACGCUCCUCCAAGUCCAAGUCUAUGGACCAUUACCCAGGAAAGGGUUAUUCAGCUGGGGUGAUACCACGUUCCGUUACACAAAAUACAUGGGUGGUAUUCUCCGAAUAACGCUCGACUUCACGAUAGUGAACAAUGACUGGUAUCGCAUAAGCAGUCGGUAAAGCUAAACCACUGGUUUGGUUUUAACGACCAUUAAAAUUAUCUACUCGAAAUGGUAUCGCCAACGCUUUCCAUCCACCAGUCUUUAAAAUGUUAACGACCAUUAAGAUUACAGAUCGAGUAGUUAAACUAUCUGUCACAUUUGUUGUCAAAUCGCGCGUUUGUUUACAAACUGUAGCACAAGUUUGCAACUGCUAGUGGGAAAAGUUUGUUAUAAAUUCGUGUUAAACAUGUUAAAUUCCUUAUUUUUCAUGGGUGAUAGUGAUGAAGUGGAUACAAAUUUAGCAACACACCGUCGGCGAUUGCGGAAAGAGUUAGAUCCGUUGGAAUUAUCGGAUACAGCGUAAGUAAAAUCAUGUGUAACGGAGUAGUACGGGAUCAUAAGAAAUUUCCAGGUGAAAGUGUAGUUGAUAAGUGGCCACUAUAGAAAUGCGAUCAUCGAUUGUAUUGAACCAUCAAGAAGCAGCCGAAGCGAGAAGGAUGUUACGAGGUGCAAGCCCGGAAGACGAAGCGGGCAAUGGUUUACAGCAUCCGGACAAGAAGCUGAAUGUCAGCUGGUGUCAGCUCCAGUUGCAGGGUGAGCACAUGCUGAAUCUCGUUGAAGAACAUUCCGAUGGGUCGCUCCGUCAUCGGUGGUGUACCGGCAACUAGCCUAGCCCAUCAUGGACAAGCGGUCAAGAAAAAUGAGGGUUGCGUCUUGUGUGUAUUGUUUUUUUCUACUUCUUUUUGAUCAACAGCCGUUACUUGUUUUGAUUGCUCAUAUGGGCUUUAGUUUUAAUUCAUAAUUCUGUGUUACCAUGUUGCUUUCCAGGUUCAUUCAAAAUUUCCGGAUUCCUAAGCCGCUGUUUGAAGAAAUUCUCGGCAAAAUACCUCGUUUUAUUGCUCCUAAGCAUAACCGUGGCUUAUCAGCAAAAGAGAAAUUGGCUACAACUUUACGGUUUUUGGCCCAAGGAUCGUACCAACUGGGUGUCGGUAAUGAUUACACGAUGGCAAUUGGACAAUCAACGUUUUCGGAAACAUUAGAUCAAACAUUAGAAGUGCUAGAGCGUGAACUAUCAUACGUUAUCAACAUGGAUUUGAAUGAAGACGAGAAAUCGGAUGCUAGAAGAUACUUUUUUUCUAAAUUACCUGUACCCGGUGUAGUAAUGUGCAUUGACGGAACACAUAUCCGGAUUGUUGCGCCUCAAGAAAACGCUAUCCAAUUCUACAACAGGAAAGGGUUUUAUAGCCUUAACGCUUUAAUGGCAAGUAUUCAAAUUCGCAUCGGUUAAAAGUAUGUUUAAUGAUAAUAAAUUUAUCUUUUAGAUAUGUGACCACAGACAAAUGAUCCGGUUUGUGGACGCUAGGUUCAGUGGCUCCGAUCAUGAUUCAUACAUCUUUAAUUCCAGUCCGAUUUCUUCGUUUUUAGAAGAAAAGUGGAGAAGCGGAGAUCAGAUGUGCAAGAUCUUGGGUUUGUAUAACUUUCUUAUUAUUGCUUUCAUAUUUCUUAUGUGAUUAACCGUACUUUUCAUAAAAUUUUAGGGGCCUCUGCUUAUCCAUCAAAACCAUGGCUUAUAAAGCCGCACAGAAAUGCCGAGGCUAAUACUGCAGAAGCAAUAUUCAAUGAACAACAUGCCAAAGCGCGAGCAAUUGUGGAAAGAACAUUUGGCAUGCUCAAAGGACGAUUUCGCUGCAUUAACGGUGAAAGGCAGCUCCACUAUGCACCGAAGAAAUGCGUUCGGAUAGUAAAUGUUUGUUGCAUACUCCACAACCUUUUGAUAAUGCAUGGUAUUUCUAACGAGAAUUAGGUUAAAUAAUACUGUUUUACGAAAGCGUAGCCAUUCGUAUUCUCAAUUAAUAUAAACACGAAGCCGGUCGUAUUCGCUUGAUACACUUUUAAAGGGUUUAUUGCCAAUUGCUCUUUGGUACGCAAAAUCACAAAGAUUGAAUACAAUCAAUCGCACGCAGCUUAUAAUAAUCGCUCACGCAGGGAGCGGAGACAGAAUGUUACGCAUUCAAUUAUCUCCCACGCACGCUCGCACAUGACACAUCGAUGUCUGACGUGCGAAUACGAGGUCAUAGGAUCAAGUCCCAACAAGCAUUUCGAGCAGUUUUCGAGUGAAUUUUGAGAUCUCGCCCGAUUAGAUCUGGUACCAGCUGUCACCGGCGAUGUGACGACGGUGCAAAUGCAGGCAAUGAGUGAUUGUGUUGGGCAAAACACAAGUCGGGAUGAACUCGUCGUUUUUUUCAUCCUUCUUGUUUGUCGAUGUCAAGGAUCGCCAUUUUGAUUGUUUUGGUUUUUGCGACGCUUCCGCAUCGCAACAUUUCAAGUUGCGAUUUUAAUUAAGAAAAGUGUAGUUUGUUUAGUUAAUUUAAGUGAAAAAUGUUGUAGUGCUAUUAAUAUAUCUAGUGUGUACUGGAAUUUAUCUUUUGCAAAUGUGGUAGUGUUUGUUGUUUUGAUUGUUCAUGUGUCUACGCCAGGUGAGUAUUGCUGUUGGUUUUCCGUCAUUCAAAUAUUCCGAAUGUUUUAGCUUAAUGCAACGUGCGGCUGCUGAGUUUAUCAUUCCGGUGUCCUCUGACCGGAUACUACACGGUGCGGUAUCAAUGAUCCAAUCAAAGCCAAACCACGAUAGUCCCGGAGCGCUCCUUCAUUGCCGCCUCACCGAGAUGUAAGGUAACAUUGUGAUUAGAAUAUCAAAGGGUUCCAUCUAAAUGGUUAUGUGAUUGUUUUCUUUUUAGAAACAGCUACCAUCAGCGGCAAUAUCGACAUCGGAUGCAACUACCAGCACCGCAAUGGCAACGAAAUAUCGUGGUGAUUGUUCUUCCGGGAGGCUUCCGACGAGUCGAUCAUUAUACCGGCAUUAGUAAUGCCGGCUUAAUGUAUUUUAAUACCAGAGAAUGAUUUUGACUUGACCUGUGAUAAUUUGGCGUGCAAGAUUUAUCUUCUGCUUCCGAGAUACAAGAAUUCGAACCGGCUACUUUGACUAGGACGAGUGAAGAUAGAGAUUCUGUGAAAGAUGAUGUGCAUUCUUGGGUAACCAUUGAUGAUACGGAUGAAAGCGGAAGUGAUGUGGAACGUGAUUUAGAAUAUUCUUCUAAGUGGGAAGGAAUAGAAAUUCUUGAAUGCAUCAGAAGAUGGGCUUUAACUACACAUCAAACCCACCACGCGCUGAAUGGAUUGCUGGAGAUAUUACGCGAAAAAACAGAGUUUAGUUUUCCGAAGGAUGCUCGCACUUUGCUACAAACACCGAAAGGUGGUCAACAAAUAGUUCCCAUUGCGGGAGGCGAGUUUUGGUACCAAGGUAUUAAAACAUGUCUGUUGAACUAUUUUGGAUGUUUUCAACCUACAUCGACAACCUUCUCGCUGAACAUAUCAAUUGAUGGUCUUCCUCUACACAAAAGCAGCCGGACAGAAUUUUGGCCAAUGCUCAUUAAUAUACACGAAGAACCGGAAAUACCCUGCAUGGUUGUUGGAAUUUUUAGCGGAUCAUCCAAGCCACGUUCUAAAGAAGCUUUUUUACGUCCGUUGGUCACAGAGCUGACUAAUCUAACUGAACAUGGAAUAAUAAUUGCUGGAAAACUGAUACAAAUUCGUGUGCGUGCCUUCAUUGCCGACUCUCCAGCACGUGCUUUUAUCAAAGGUAACAAAAAUAAUAAAAUAUUGUAUGAAUAUAUCUUUCUAGCUGCACUUCUAAUAACACUGAUUGUUUUCUCUUUCAGGCACAGCAAGUUAUAAUGCAAAAGCAGGUUGUCUGAAAUGUACAGUGAGGGGGCAGUCCCAUGAAAUGGUCCGAGUAGUGUAUUUUCCUUACGGCGAUGCUGCUCCUCGGACAGAUGAAAACUUCAGAAAUUUUCUGUAUGGCGAUCAUCAAAUCGAACGGACACCUGUAUAUGAUCUACCGCAAUUUGAUCUGAUCAAACAAGUGCCUGUCUCUGAUCAACUGCACCUGAGCGAUUUAGGAGUAACACGUAAGCUACUUAUGAUUUGGAUAUUUGGCAAACAUAGAACAAACUGCACCAAAUGGAGUAAUCAAGAAUGCGUCGCAAUAUCCAGCAUUAUUAAAAAGAUGAAACUUCCAUCUGAAGUGCAUCGAAAGUUGCGUGGUUUAGACCAUUUAACUCGCUGGAAAGGUAGUGAAUUUGCUAACUUUUUGCGAUAUGCUAGUCCCGUAGUUUUAAAACAGUUUAUUUUACCCACGGAAUAUAACCAUUUUAUGUUAUAUUACUGUGCAAUUACCCUAUUUUCCUCUAACUCUUAUAGAGAGUAUUGGCAGCAAGCUGGCAAUAUGCUUAAGCAAUUUGUUAGUGAGUUUGCUUCAAUUUACGGCGAAGUGUAUAUGUCGAGCAAUAUUCACAACUUGCUACACAUGUAUGAAGAAGUCUGCCACUUUGGUCCACUUAAUACCUUUUCCUCAUACCCGUUUGAAAAUAAGUUACAAUCUAUAAAAAAGCUAUCUCGACAUGGUUAUAAAAAUUUACAGCAAACCGUUAAUAGAUUAUUAGAAUUAAAGCAUUUAGAUGCAGCUUCUCAUACAGUCGAAUCUACAUUCCCUAAUAUUAAAACUAUAGGGAAUGACAUAAUUUUAAAUAUUAAUUCGGAAUUUGUCUUGCGGGCCAACGAUAAAGACGCAUGGUUUCUCACCAAAGAUGAUUUCAUCGUGAAAUACAUUAGUUGUAAAGAAGCGUUCAGCACGAUCAACAUUUAUGGUCAACAUAUUUGCGAAAUAACGGAAUCCUACACUUUUCACUCUUCACCAUGGAUGAAAAACAUUUAUGAGGCUUACAUCUACGAUAUUUCACCCACAGUUUCAAUGUAUAGUAUCGAGGACAUAAAAUGUAAACUCGUUAAAAUAGAUACGAAUUUUCCUAGUCUUAUGUUAUACAUUCCCCUGAUACACACGUUAAGAUAAUACAUGUUAAUAGUUUAAUUUAUUCAAUUAAUCGUUGAUUGUGGUUUAAUAUUUGUUGUUAUGGAGAAAUCAGUUAUUAACAAUUACAUGAAAGAAUGAUAUAUAACUUAUUAUUGUUUUCAAACUAUUCAUGUUUGCAGUUUCUAUGUUUACGUCAUUAGGUUUGUUUAUUUUGUUUCGCCGACCUAAUUGUUUUUUCUGUUUCACCAGGUGCAAUAUUCUACAGUUCUGCUCCGGAUUGGAGGGGUGCAACUAUAGGUAAUCUUUUUGGCACUGUUUAUACUCAUUCAUAAAUCCAUUCAUUUAAACUUGAAAGAUGCUACUGUUGGACGAGAAUACUUUGUCCUACCCAUAUGCACCAAUUCAGGUAAACCAGCACCAGAUCGAGAACACAGGUAGUUUUGAGAAAAGCUCCUCUCGAUUGUUUCGUAGGAAACAGGCUUAUGAAUCGCUCGUAAGUGCUCUAGUUGAACUGAAUAAGUUGUAUCUUAUUAUUUUAAAACUUAUGUACAUUAGGAAAAUUUACAGAAUACUUGAAAUAUGUAUUAAAUAUGUGUUAAAUUUAUUUCUAUAGUGACGGUCAGACCGUAUGUCUUAGUUAUUGCUAGGAAAUUAUAAUCUAAAAUUAAAACUAUUUCUUAUGACGAUCGUGACAAGUUGAUUUUCUUAUACCUAACAGAUUAACUCUACCUUGCGCAUGUUUUAAUUUAUUAAUAAAAAAAGCUUCAACAAAUGCGCUAUCUAUUUCUACACCAAACCUAUUACGCGCAAUGUUUUUAAACAAAUUUAAAAUAUUUUUAUAAUUUCUAAAUGGAAUUUUUGAGCCUAACUUUCCUUGACCAGUCCAGCUACACAACGCUAGAAAGUUAGGCUCAAAAAUUAUAUCUAAUGCCUCGUGCAUUCUGUUUUUUGCAUCCUGAUGGGUUAAUACUGCACUAAUUCCAGAUAUUACAGUCUUAAAAUAGUUGCUAUCAUUUAAAAUUUCCUCCAUACGGUUAAAGUCCUCUACAUUUACUAUUCUAUUAAAAUUAAAUUCCUCUAUUGGUCUAUCAUUAUCAUCUAUUGGUACUAACACAUUCAUAAUUUUGUCCAGUAUAACCUGCAUUUGGGAUGUUUUACGAUUCAUUGCUGCCAUUUCUUUUAAUAUCAGUUUUUCUCCUUCCGUUAGGGUAAGUGAUUGAAUCGGCUGUAUCAAACUGUCGGCUGAAUCAUGUGAUGGCAUCGCUGUUCCUGGCUGAUCAGCCACGUUAUGGUCUAUCUUAACCGAUUUUCGAAGCGGUGAUCUUAUACUACUGUCGUCAGAUUGUAUUAAAACAUUCGCGGAAAGGUCACUUGAUACUUUUCGUUGCUGCACUGGAAUCCUACUCACGGCAGUACAGGAUUUAACCGCCAUGGAUGUAGAUGGCUUAGACCCGGCUUCGCUUGUGGAUGGCUUAGACAAAACAGCUUUCAUCGACAUGCUUUUCGACACCGGAAUAUUGCUGCCAGGAACCAGUUGAAGAUUUUUCAACAUCUUGGAUUUUGUCACCGGAAUACUGCUGAUUGUUACAUUUGGUGAUACAUUGCUGUAUUGCUGGUAUGUAGAAAAUUUUAAUAACAGUUAGAAUUUUUCCAUUUUUUAUAGCGUGUAACGUGUUUAGUUACAUUUAACAUUUCAAUUUAUCUACCUUAUAUUGCAGUAUUCGCGUUGCAUUUACAUCAGAUGACGUUGAAGCAAGAGAUGUAGAAGUAGAAUCGCUUAAUGGAGCGUUCUUUUGCUUCUCCUGCUGGUUUUUAAUCUCUGGCCAAGACAUGAUACACCUUGAAACAAAGUAUAUUUUGAUUUAAAAACACCAUCAACCGUAAAUAUAUCUUAUACACAUCUACUUACUGGCAAAAUAUUGAAAAUAUUCCACUUUAACAAUACUUUUAGUCACGAUCGCUUAUAAUUGCUACGCACAGAGAACACUGGGGUAAAAAACACGUGGCAGAAAACACUCGGGCAAAAAUAGUUUUGAACCAAGAAUCACCGCAGCAGGUAAACAACCAUAGCUGCCCAAAUAAUCGAUCCCGGAACAAUAUUCGUUUUGUUUUCUCUCAUUUACGGAUUUUUUUCAAUUUUGUGUCAAACAUACUUGAAGUUAUUUAAAUGAAGAUAAUUAAAUUCAUUAUUUCUUUAUUUUUCUUUUAGACCUGGCUUCUCUUGUACAUGGGCGUAUAGCCAUACUCAAAGGAUUAACCGGCAAUAGCGAGCACCUUACGAAUAUGAAAGCCACUCCUGUAAGCUUUGCUAGAGCAAUCGACCUAUCGAUUCGAUAACUUGGGUACGUUAUUUCCGGUAAUUUGCCAACGGAAACAACACUAAUGCAAGAUUAGAAACUUUAAGGACUUUAUCCCGAGACUUGCUGUUAUCAUUAUCCAGAGAGAAUGUUUAUAAUUAUCUCCGU
This is a messenger RNA of Anopheles funestus (African malaria mosquito), 8361 nucleotides long. RefSeq lists its product as uncharacterized. The record is from RefSeq and is a predicted model, not a curated record. NCBI's taxonomy places the organism in Eukaryota, Metazoa, Arthropoda, Insecta, Diptera, Culicidae. Bases 4811 to 5935 code for a protein of 374 amino acids. The transcript has 3 exons.